AUGACGUCGUCAAAAAAGAGAAAGUUACUCCGUCCGUCCUUCGAAACUAAGGAUGAUUCGGUUUUCCGUCCACAACCACCAACCACCGCUCCGCCGCCACCUAUUUUCACUCCGGCCGCUAAACCUAGUGUUUCUUCCACUGCUCUGCCUCCGCCGCCUCCUAUUUUCACUCCGGCCGCUAAACCUAGUGCUUCUUCCACUGCUAUGCCUCCGCCUAUUUCCACUCCGGCCGCUAAACCUAGUGCUUCUGCCACCGCCCUGCCUCCGCCACCGCCUAAUUCCACUCUGACCGCUAAACCUAGUGCUUCUUCCACUGCUCUGCCUCUGCCGCCGCCUAUUACCACUGCUGCUGUCCAAGUAGUCCACCGCAUUGAAGAAAACGUAAGAACUGUGAGUAUUGAAGUUUCCUGCCCUUGUGGAAGGAAAUAUUUUCAUGAGGAAAAAUGA
Molecule: messenger RNA, 447 nt
Organism: Lycium barbarum (goji berry)
Lineage: Eukaryota; Viridiplantae; Streptophyta; Magnoliopsida; Solanales; Solanaceae
Product: extensin-like
Exons: 1
Coding region: 1-447 (148 amino acids)
Source: RefSeq, a predicted model, not a curated record